Messenger RNA from Notechis scutatus (mainland tiger snake), 3007 nucleotides. It is a transcript of the gene GDI1, whose product is annotated as GDP dissociation inhibitor 1. Gene Ontology annotation, molecular function: Rab GDP-dissociation inhibitor activity. Gene Ontology annotation, cellular component: cytoplasm. Lineage: Eukaryota; Metazoa; Chordata; Lepidosauria; Squamata; Elapidae. Gene Ontology annotation, biological process: small GTPase-mediated signal transduction; protein transport; vesicle-mediated transport. The record is from RefSeq and is a predicted model, not a curated record.
ACUCGUUUCCGGCGGAGGGAUCCAGGCGGGCUACGAGGGCUACCCAUCUUGGCUCCUCUCGGGGAGGGGCGGGGGGAGGCGGCUCUGUAGCCGGCACCAUGGACGAGGCCUACGACGUGAUCGUGCUGGGCACCGGUUUGAUCGAAUGUAUCCUUUCGGGUAUCAUGUCUGUGAAUGGCAAGAAGGUGCUGCAUAUGGACCGGAAUCCAUAUUAUGGGGGUGAGAGCUCAUCAAUUACUCCCCUGGAGGAGCUUUACAAACGCUUCGAAAUUACAGAGGGGCCGUCUGAAUGCAUGGGCCGUGGCAGGGACUGGAAUGUUGAUCUUAUCCCCAAAUUCCUCAUGGCCAAUGGCCAGCUUGUGAAGAUGUUGCUGUAUACAGAGGUGACACGCUACCUUGAUUUCAAAGUGGUGGAGGGCAGCUUUGUCUACAAGGCAGGAAAGAUUUACAAAAUGCCAUCGACAGAGUCAGAAGCACUAGCUUCCAAUCUCAUGGGCAUGUUUGAGAAACGACGCUUCCGCAAGUUCUUGGUGUUUGUGGCAAACUUUGAUGAGAAUGAUUCAAAGACCUUGGAGGGAGUGGAUCCUCACGUCACUACCAUGCGCGAAGUCUACCGACGCUUUGACCUUAGUCAGGAUGUCAUUGAUUUCACAGGACAUGCACUGGCUCUCUACCGCACUGAUGAUUAUUUGGAUCAACCUUGCUUGGAAACCAUCAAUCGCAUAAAACUGUACAGUGAAUCCCUGGCCCGUUAUGGGAAGAGCCCCUAUCUCUACCCACUGUAUGGCCUGGGUGAGCUUCCCCAGGGCUUUGCCAGGCUCAGCGCUAUCUAUGGUGGCACCUACAUGCUCAACAAACCAGUGGAUGAGAUUGUCAUGGAAGGUGGCAAGGUCAUUGGAGUCAAAUCGGAAGGAGAGGUGGCACGCUGCAAACAGUUGAUCUGUGAUCCCAGCUAUGUGAAAGAUCGAGUGCGCCCAGCAGGGAAGGUUGUGCGCGUCAUCUGUAUUCUGAGCCACCCUAUCCGUGGCACCAGUGAUGCUAAUUCCUGUCAAAUCAUCAUUCCCCAAAAUCAAGUGGGACGCAAAUCUGAUAUCUAUGUCUGCCUCAUUUCCUCUGCCCACAAUGUGGCUGCCCAGGGCAAGUACAUCGCUAUUGCCAGUACUACUGUAGAGACAGAUUCUCCUGAGAAUGAAGUGCAGCCAGCUCUUGAACUCCUUGAACCUAUUGACCAAAAGUUUGUGGCCAUCAGUGAUAUAUAUGAACCCACUGAUGAUGGAACUGAAAGCCAGAUAUUCUGUUCACGAUCGUAUGAUGCCACAACCCACUUUGAGACAACAUGUGAUGACAUCAAAGACAUUUACCGGCGCAUGGCUGGGGCUCCAUUUGAUUUUGAAAGCAUGAAACGGCGCCAGAAUGAUGUCUUUGGCGAGAAUGAGCAGUGACCAUUUCCUUCUUCCCCUGAACCCCAUCCUCCCUGGGUUUUUCCCAUGUAAGGGACCACACUCCCAGCUAGGGACUGGCUUAAUUCCCACACCUCACUGAGAUUGGCUCUUCCUCCAGAUCCUCAUUCAGGCUACGCCAGAUGUCUAGUAACUUACUUCCAUGGGGAAAAUGUAGAAUAUUUUUCCUCUUUUCCCCUCUGAUGGUGUUUUUUGUUUUUUUUUUGCAUACAACAAGAUAACCCUUUCUCCAGGACUGAGGUUGGAUCAAGUUAAUGCAAUCUCAGUCCUCUGAAGACUAGCCUCUUUUCAGUUUUUCCAGUGCCUGAAGGGAUUUGGGUCCAGAUUAUGUAUUAUAUACAGUUGCCUGGAAUUGAGUUCUGCCCCCUCUUAGGAAAAAGCACCUUUGGAGACAGAAAAUUCUGCCUACUUUUCUGUUCUUUCCUCUCACUAGUGUUCUUUCUCCCUGUGGUUUCCAUGAAUAUAAUAAGGAAAGGCAGAAUUAAGUACAUCUAAUUUUCAUUGUAGGCUGCUCCAUCAUCAGUCUAUUCUGAGGAAAAGAAAAACAGCCACUGGAUUUUAGAAGCAUGCAUGUAACAUAUAUUUUGGCCUUAAUUCUUGCUAUUGAUCUCCAACUGUUACCAUCUGCUCACCUUUCUUUAGUUUCCCCCUGUUUCCCCCCUCAUUUGCUGGAUGUUCUCAUCUCUGCCAUCUGUGCCCCUCUUAACUCCUCUGAGCCUCCCAUUUUUCCCUUCCUGUGUAUAGUGAAUCGAUUUGCUGCUUAACUUGCAAAGGACCAUCUGGGACCAUAUCUUGCCAUAUGUAUAAUCAGUCUUUCCUCAUUUUCCCAUUUCUCCUGAUCAUGAUGUGAAGCUGCAUUCCUCUGUUUUGAGAGGAGACUGGAAUUGUGUGAGGAUGUGGGGGCACAAAGAGCCAUUCUGAACCAUCUCUUCUAUACAUGCUGCCCUUGCAGCUGGUCCCAUGUCCCCCACCUUGCACUUGAGAUUCCCACAGGCCUCUUCUGUCUUGCAUCCAUUUUGUCCCCUCAAUUCCUUUUAAUUUCUUUAGCCUCAAGUGUGAGAAGAUUUGUAUUUGUAUGUGUGUAUGUCUCUCUUGUGUGCUGGAUAUGGGGACAAGGAGACAAUUCUGUUCCUUUCCACUUGCUGCCACCUGCUGUAACUUAUUGUAACUUAUUAAUGAAGCAGGUUAAUUAUUUGUUGGCACUUCUGACAAUUAAUGAGGUUUGGGUGGGGGUUAGGCUGUGGAAUGAGUACAGGGCCCUGGGGCCUGUCCUGCAUUAGAGCCUUCCUUCCUUCUGAAGCCAGAUUUAUGGUUAAUGAUCUGUCUGUAACUCUAGGGGAAUGUGAGGGGUCAGCUCUCUCCACCCCACAACUGCUCAGUUGUCUCAAGAUAAUAAAUUCACUUAGUCUAGCCCUGGCUCUUGUCUGGUACCAUUGCUGCAGAGGAGGGGUGGGGUGGGGGACCAGGGGAGUAAAAUCCAGGCUUAACUCACACUAGUGAGAGGAAAGAGACAACAUUGAAUUCAGGAAAUGGAAACAAGAUUUUUU